AUGGCACCUAAACGGAAACUUUCAGAUUCAGAUGCCCCGGAAGUGGUACACCCAUCUAGACAAGUUCAAGUCUAUGGUGAUGAGCCAAAACCUGCAAAGAAGCGCAAGUCGGAACCCGCAUUCAACAAGAAACAAGCCCAUGCUUCAAGCGUUAAUACCAUAAAGAAGAAGAUAAGAGAUACAACAAGGAAGCUUGAAAGGGCACAAGAUCUUCCUGCAGAUGUGCGCGUAGAGAAUGAACGGGCUCUUGCUGCAUAUCAGCAGGAAUUGGCUUCUGCGGAAGCCGAGAAGAUUAGACAGAAAAUGAUCAAGAAAUAUCACAUGGUUCGAUUCUUUGAGCGUCAAAAGGCUACUAGACAACUAAAGAAGCUUCGAAAACGUCUUCUGGAAACCCAAUCUACCGAGGAAGUUGAGCAAUUGAAGGAAGAGAUGCACAUUCUUGAGGUGGAUCUCAAUUACACUCAAUACCACCCUCUAAGCGAAACAUAUAUUAGUUUAUAUCCCCCGAAAGGAUCAAAAGAGGAUGCAGAGGACAAAGCGGAUAAGGAGAAGCCCCCGAUGUGGAAAGAGGUGGAAAAGUGCAUGGAGGAAGGAACCCUCGAUCGGUUAAGGAAUAGAAAACCAGACAUCACUAUUUCAACUACAAAACCCGUCAAACUUCCGGAGAGAAAGUCUAUAAAACAUAAGCCAGUACCAAAACCAAAAUUGGAAGAGCAAGCUCCAUCAAUUGAUACUACAGGAAUGAAUCGACGCCAGAGAAGAGCCCAGCGCGGGGUGAAGGAUUCAAGGGCUACAAAGAUUGCAAAGAAUAAGUCUACAGGCUUUUCUAAGAACCAAGCAUUUGGCGCCGUCGAGGGAGCAAGAGCAGACGAGGCGCAAGACGGAAACGUUAGUGAUGGAGGUUUUUUCGAGGAGUAA
Messenger RNA from Sclerotinia sclerotiorum 1980 UF-70, 918 nucleotides. RefSeq lists its product as hypothetical. Gene Ontology annotation, biological process: maturation of SSU-rRNA from tricistronic rRNA transcript (SSU-rRNA, 5.8S rRNA, LSU-rRNA). The record is from RefSeq and is a predicted model, not a curated record. Bases 1 to 918 code for a protein of 305 amino acids. Lineage: Eukaryota; Fungi; Ascomycota; Leotiomycetes; Helotiales; Sclerotiniaceae. Gene Ontology annotation, cellular component: preribosome, small subunit precursor; nucleolus. The transcript has 2 exons.